Molecule: messenger RNA, 16229 nt
Organism: Dreissena polymorpha
Lineage: Eukaryota; Metazoa; Mollusca; Bivalvia; Myida; Dreissenidae
Biological process (GO): error-prone translesion synthesis; double-strand break repair via homologous recombination
Cellular component (GO): nucleus; zeta DNA polymerase complex
Molecular function (GO): DNA-directed DNA polymerase activity; DNA binding; nucleotide binding
Source: RefSeq, a predicted model, not a curated record
CACCGUGAAAGUUUAUCAUCUACACAAUUUCCGAUAGAGGUCGCUAUAAAAAAAUACAAGAAAGUAGAAUAUCGAUUGUAUUACUUUUAGGAAUAUUAUGCUUAUUACUAGCAUUUGUACAAGUUGCCCUUUGAUAUGAUGGCAGCGAGUUGAAGAUGUUUUCUGUGCGGAUAGUGAGCACAGAUCACUACAUGGCCACCCCUGUGAGGGGCCUGGACGCCAUGUAUGCUGAUCAACGUGGAUCUGAAGUCAAGAAAGUGCCAAUAGUCAGAAUAUUUGGAUCAACGCCUGCUGGCCAGAAGACCUGCAUGCACGUCCAUGGGGUGUUUCCCUACCUUUAUGUGCCGUACGAUGGAACACUGCCCUGGGACCGCUACCUGCGCCAGUUCGCAUCCAGCCUGGACAAGGCUAUCAAUGUGGCCCAGGGCUACGGACAGUCCAACCUUCAGCAUGUAUACAAGAUUGUUCUGGUGACUGGGAGAUCAAUGUACGGGUACCACGAUGCGGAUCAAGAGUUCUUGAAAAUCUACCUGUACAAUCCCAUCAUGAUCAGAAAAGCUGCUGAUCUGCUGCUAGGUGGUGCGGUAUUUAACAAGCCCUUCCAGCCCCAUGAGGCACAUAUCCCCUACACUCUACAGUUGUUCAUUGAUUAUAACCUGUAUGGAAUGAACAUGAUCAACGUUGGAGCCGUGAAAUUUAGGAGGAAAAGGGACACUGAAGCAGACGCGGUCAUCCUUAGCCAGGGCUCUGAAAAAGGGCAUGGGUUUCUUCCAAAGACGCCGGUUUCCUUCACCGGCCUUCUGAAUAGGUCAGGGUCCGUUACUCCCUCACAACAGCUCUGGGACUUUGAAAAUAUUCCAAGUGAGAUGUUGCUUGACCAUGCUGUGGAGAGACUGACCACAUGUGAGUUAGAGGUGGACGUCGUAGCAGCAGACAUCCUCAAUCGUCAAGAAGUAGUCGACAAAAUUGGUACCAACCCCGGUCUUGCUGCACUCUGGGAGGAUGAGAGACAGAGACGUAGGGACCGCGGGGAGUCCAUAAAUAUUGCACCACCGGCCUCACAAGAACAUGGUGAUGUGCAUAUAUCGGACAGUGAAAUUGAAUUAAGACAGAGGCUUCAAGAGAUACUGUUAGAGCUUCAGCCAUAUAUGGACAGUCAAACUGUUGACAGUGCCAGUAGCUCUCAGGAAGGUCUCAAUCUUAGCCAAGCGUGGGACCUUGACCUUCACACAUCUCAAGACGGGUCCAUGUGCAGUCAGCACACAGUGGUGCUGGACGAAACGUCCAGCCAAGACCGUUCCCUAGUGGACAUCCUGGCCUCUCUGGCAGACGACAACACACCGCCCUGCUCCCAGCAUGCCCAGGCAGCAGCUGACCUUGAGGCCCUGGCCGACCAGGACAGCCUCUUGUCGCAGGUGUCGCAGCCCUGCAGUCAGGAUAUGGAAAACAAGGGUAGAGGGAAGGUGCAGGAGGAUGAUGAUGAGGAGAUUCAGGAGAUGUCACAACCAAUCUGGGACAGUCAGGAGGAAAGGGUAAUGCUGACGGAGGCCUGUGACAUGGUGGGGCUUGAUGACACAUGGGUAGACUCCCAAGUGGCGGGACCAUCUCAUACUGCAGAUAGCCCUGAGCUAGUGGCUGAUCAUCUGGCUGGAGCUCACCAAAAAGACGGGGCUGAUGCGAAUGACAACGGUUCUGACAGUGACAGUGACAUGAGCGAUAUCAUUCCUCAGUACGACGGGGCAACUGAUGAAAAUGGUGAGAAGUCAUCGGGUAUGAAGCGUCUGGGCAUGAAAGGACCUGCCCUGUCGCUGUCCCCUAGAGGUCCUGGGGCUGGGGUGCAAGGUCCGCACAUUGUGCAGGCUAUCAGUCAGGAGAGUGUAGUGGCUGUAAAUCCAUUUGGGGAUUAUCCAUCUCCAGGCAACAGUGCCAUGAUGAUGCAUAGACCAGUCAUCCGUAACAACAAUCCUGCUAUGGCCGGGAGCCAAUCUAGCUGGAAUAACUCAGCUGGAAACCAGCAUUGGAAUGCUGGUAACGUGUACGAGCAUAGACAUUUAGGGAACCAGCAGUUCUCACCGUCACGUGCAGCUUUGAAUAUCCAAGGUCAAGGGCAUAUGUAUUCGAUGGGAAAUCAAAUGUACCCCACUAUGAACAGUCAGUACAUGUAUGGUGAAAACACGGCACGUACGCUGCCUGGGCAGUAUCCAAUGGCAACAAGUGUCAUGUACAAUGCGCCGGAAGCCGGAUUCUUGAACACUAAUCCCAUGAUGCACAGUGGUGGUCAGAGUGCAGUUUUCCAAGGUGAAUGCCAAAGAUCACCUGGUUCUUUUCAUCCCAGUCAUAGCCAAAUGUACCAGAGGCCUCCUUCUUAUGGCCAGAACUCACAGACAUUUAAUGUGACACCCUUGCAGAGGCCAUACGAACCUAGUCAUAUUGAGCCAGCGCAGUUUCCAGAGAUGAUAGGGCAUAGAAAGGUUAAUAAAAAACUACAGGAGACAAUAAGCAGGAAAAAGGCCAACCAAUUCGUCUCUAAUUCAGCCUCAAGUGAAAAUUUUGUGAUUCGUAGACCAGAUUUUACCCAAGGUGUUCAGUCCGUAAGCAUUAAUACUCACUCUGAAGCGGGUCUGCAAUUUGAGAACUCAAUGACCAUGACCUCUACGCACUCAUUGACCAUGACUCACAACACCGGCAUUAACUCCGCUCAGAGUCUCAGUCCACAGUCAUAUUCAGCACCUGGUGGAAGUCCUGGCCAGGCCAAGAAUCAGCAGUCUAGCCUCAGUCCAGGCGACAUGAAGCAGCUUGGGAACAUGUCUGGGUAUUUUCUGCAGCAUUCUCCCAAAACACAAGAAUUGUCUCCACUUACGAGAGGCACUGCCACUUAUAGCACCCCCUUGGUUUCGCCAGGCCAUCCGGGGUUAACUAGUCUUGCCAACAAGCGUCGAAAGCCAGAAAGAAGUAAUGUCGACAGCUCUCAACCAGUGCCAAUCGCUCAUUCUGCAAAUCUUACUGCUAAUGAAAAUCCAUCUGAGGACAGUUAUUUCAUGCAAAGAGAGCCACAAAAAUGUUUUCAGACGCCUGCGAGGCAUAGUCCAGUCAACAGAUCCGCUGCUUUCUCCAGUAGUUUUGCCAUUCAUAAUGUGAAUACGUUAAGACAUGUUUCACCACCAUCAUAUACCUCUCAACCACAGCAGUGCCAUUAUGCUAAAUCUUUUGCCGAAACUUCAAGUAAACUGGCUAAGCAUGAGACUCAAAGGCUUAGUCAAAGCCAGUAUGAAGCAAUUAGUCCUCCAGUCACCCCAGUGUCUUCAUACGCUCCUAGCGCUAUAACCACUUCUUCAUUGUCAGUGACCCCUGUUCAGAACACAAACACUGCUCAGUUAAGUCCUUUAGAAAGACUACUAUGUGAUCCUCACACUGAUUGUGCCACAAAAUACGAAUCUCCAGCAUUACGGCAAAGUCUGAGUCAUUGUUCUGUCACUAGUGUUUUGCCAGCAAGUUCUGAAGAUUUACAAAGGACCAAAGUCUUGCAACAUGGCCAAGGUCUUAUUGGCAAUAUUUCUAGUCAUUCAAGUGUUGUUAACAGACACCCCAGCAAAUGUCUUGAAGAGUCACAAUUGUAUAACCUUCUUUCAGCUAAUAGCAAAAAGAAAUCUCUUGGUGGGUUUUCUGACCAUGGUUCAAAUAAUACUCUAAAUGAUAGUCAACAAGAUCUAUUUGCUGAUAUUGGUACAGGAUCUCUUUCCGUGAACAGUUCAGGAUAUUCAAAGGACCACAGUAGGUCUAGUGGCAGUGAACCUGUGGAACUUGAAGACAGCCUGAAGUCUUUAUUUGACAGAGAUACGCCAUUGGAACCAUUGUCACAACAAAACACAGUGCCCAGAAAUAAUACUUUACAACGAAGUCAAAGUUUGAAUGUGGAGCAAAUAGAUGUUGCUUCCUUAGACAACCUGCGGCACUUUGUAGGCAGUGUGACCAAAGGUUCGGAAUAUGGUGUGCAUUUUAGUAAAGCUGUUUCUACAGAAAAUCUCAGAAAGCCUGUUUCUCUUGGCUCUCUUCAACGCAGUCUCAUGGAGAGCCAUAAAGAAAUGAAGGCAGAAUUAAAGGGCAUGUCACCAGUAAAUCAAGGUGCAGUUUUGCAUGGCGAUCCCAAUGAAUCUCAGAGGUCAGUGGGAACUCUUGAAAAGUCAUUAGUAUCGGGUCAUGAACAAAGCCCAUUUCAUAUCUUUUCAAAUCAGUCUUUGGUGAGGCAGUCGAAACAAAGUUCCAGCCAACAGGAGCAACAUUCACAAGACCAACUACACUCAACUACUAAAAGUCCUGUUUUAAACCAGAUACCCACUCCACGAUUCUCGACUCCACAAAGUGGAAAUUCCAUCACUAACUGGGCAUUACAGCAGGGUCUUGUAAGUUCAAAGGUCAAAGAGGACAUGGGGGCAAAAAGUCGUGGGAGUUCAGGGCGGGGAAGGGGUGGAACACCAGGGAAGAGAGGUCGACCCAGGUUAGAACGACCUGCAAGCAUUCCGGGUGGGUCACCAAUAAAGUCAGUCAGUGUUAGUCAACAUUCACCAUUUCCAAAGAAAAAGAGGGGUCGGCCACGAAAAGGUAUGGAAAAUUUCUCUGAACCGCCACUAGCAGCAGUACAGUUCAGUCCUCCUCAGUCAGUUCAGCAGAAUCAUCAACAAGGGCAUGGUUUGUCUCUAGGCUAUACAAGGGUGAGUGCUUCCGGUUUAGGGAAUUUCUCGUUUAAUAAUCAAGGACCAUUUCAAGAUUGUCAGCAAUCAUUUCAACAGAUGCUUUCAACAGACGAAGAUCCAGGCGACUUCCUUGCAGAACUUGAAAGGUAUCAAGGAAGUGAUAUUCCUCAGAAUCAGUUGUCAAUCUCUUUAGACUCGCGUAAUAUGCAAACUCAAUUUAACAACUUCCAGGAUAAUGUAGUAAGUUAUUCCCGGACAGACUUGAACUUUCCUAAUCCCUCCAAAUGCUCAGGUCAAAGUGAUCACAAUUUAACAUAUGAGGACAAAUUCUCUGGCAUUCCUGUUUCCAGUGCAAGUGACAGCAAUUUCAUGCUUACACACAAUCAGGAUUCAUUUCAUCAGACCGGUUCCAACCUUCAGCAGCAUUUGUUUAAUUGUCAUCAGCAGCAGCAACAUCAUCAUCAUCAUCAACAACCAGAGCUCACUACAAAUACACCAUAUGGCAAUCGAAGUGGUGAACUGGAACUGGUAAACACAGAAUUAAAUCUGUCCCAGGCCAUUGACAUAAGCGAACCAAUGGUUAACUUUGAUGCUUCUGUAGAGCAACAUUUAGACCAGCCAUUCGACAGACUUCGUCCUGAAGACAUUGUGCCUAACCCAACCAUGAUAAACACAUACCAUGCUCAGAGGAUUCCGACAGUGAGCGAACCUUUACUUCCAGCAGAAAGUAGGCUGACAUCUAAGCAUUUAACAGGUUUUGACAAGGAACACUUAGUGAAGAAAUUUUUUCAGAAAAGGCAGAACUCUGUGAAUUCAACCAAUGUUGAAGAGUUAAUAAGAUACCGGCAAAAACCAGUAAUGUCUUCCCCAUUCUACACCUUUAAUUUCCCAUUGCCCAGUCCUGUAUUAAAAGGAAUUAAGUUUAGAAAGCAUCCUUGUCAACAAAUUAACGCACAAGAAAAGGUGCGAAUGCAUCCAAAAGAUGCUCGUAAGUACAGUUUGAUGAAAAUUGGUAGGGAAGUGGUCAAGUUGAUCAACAUGAGUGAGACACAGGUCAAAACUGUUGAAGAGCAGCUGAAAGCUGGUGUGAAAAUUGUGCCUUUUCCUCCUGCCUUGCGAGAGGUGGAUAUUGCAAAUAUCCCUACAUGUAAACAGGCAAAGUCGAGGCUGAAUAUCCACAGAAACCAGAAAAAGCGUCAGAUGUUCCAUGGAAAUAUCGCAAACGUUCCUCACCGGAAAAAGUACAGACAAGGCUUCCAGUACUUCGGCAAAGGAAGCAUCGGUCGAGGACACAAUGUAAAAAUGUGCAAUCAAGAUUUGCCCCGAGAGUUUGAGGAUAACGAAGAUAUAAUACUUAAAGAUGUUAACCUCACGGAUGCAUCAAAUGGCACACUGACACCAAUAAAAUCGAGAACACCAAUAGCAGGUCGUAGUCCUGUGGCGGGUAGGAGUCCGGCAUACUAUACUGGGUCCCAUAAUGUUGAAUCUGACAAGGAAGUGCUUGAAUCUAAACUUGGCGAGCUCGAACUGGACUUGAACCAGUCUGGAAAUAGCCAGAUUUUUAAGGAGAUUCAAGAACUAAAUGGAACAACUGAGGAUGAAUUAGAUGAUCAGUUUGCUGAUGUUAGUGAAUCGGAUGGAAUGUUUGAGAAUUCUGAAAAAGGUUUGAAUAAUGGUACGAUCGAAAAAAGUGACAUUUCUGAUGAAAAUGAGGAGCACAAUGUGUCAUCAGUGAAAACUGAAAUGGAAAACACAGACAAUGAAUCUCUUGGGAAGGUCCCUGUUGGGGAGGAAAGAUUUGGUUUGAAGGUAGAAAAUGAGUUGCCAGAGAAAUGUAACACUGAAAUGAAAGACUUCAAAGCAAUAGCAGAUGCAGAUAACCUAGGACUGUUCACCAAGAAUGGCGUAAACAUGGCAUACAGCUUUAAGAAAACUUUAGAAAUGGCUGCUUUAUUAAAGAAGAAAGAAAUUGAUUUAAGUUAUGAUGAAAAUGAUGGUGGUUCUGAUGUUUGUAAGGUAAAAGGUAAAUCAAGAUCUCGCUCAAGCAGCAUUGAUAGUAUCCCAAGUAAAUUGGCCUCAAGAUGUAAUUCAGUACCUACAAGUGAAAAAGACCUUGCGUUAGUGCAUGUGAAUACCCGUCUAUUAAAACGUGCAACAAGUACAAGCAGUAAUAGUGAUUCGAAUAAAAGUGCCUCUAAACGUUCCAAAAGGUUGUCAAGUACAAAUUCCACUUCUUCAUCGUCAUCAAAGCAUAGUUCCAAGAAGUCCAAAAGGUCCGGGAAUAGGAAAUACUAUAACUGUGAUUCUGACUCUGAUGGCAUUCCUGGUGUGGAUUAUAUAGUGACUAACAGAUUCAAAGGGCGAAAGGAACUGAGAGUGGUUGUUAAUAAACUGGAUAUAGACGGUCUUGAUGGCUUGGAGCAAGGAAAUGGUAAAGAUGGACUCGAUGAAACUUGUCGGAAAACACCUUGCAAUAUGUUAGAGGGAAAAGUUAUUGGUGCUGGAACAGAUAGAAAAAGUGCUGAUCGGUUUAUUACAGGUUAUUCAGCUGAGUUUGAAAAAUUUAUUGCUCAAAAUGUUAACCCCCAAAAAUCGCCAAUUAUAGAAACAGAUUCUGACACAGAAGACUGUGAUAUAGUUGAAGAGUUUUUGGGUACAAAAGUGAGUGUAGGUCCCAAAGUGGUACAAACAAUUACAAUAGAUGUGCCUAAAUUGGACAUCGAUCCAGCUCAUGUUCCAAUGAGAUCAGAACCAACCGUUGCAGAACCAAAGAUAUUUCGGAACAAAAACAGUGUAGAAAUCAUGGAUCUAAAUGACGAUUCUUCUGAGGAAGGUAGUUGUGGUGUGGCCAAAUCAAGAAAGGUUGCCAUGGAGUUAACAAGAGCAGGUGGGAAAGAUCUUUCUAGCUCUACGGAGGAAGAUUUGGUUUUUCCUCAGAUGUCUUCUGCCAAGCGGACAAAACGUCUGCAAAAAAGGAAUCAUGAUGUUUCUGGGCAGAAAAAGAAAAAAUCAAACUAUGUCAAGCAUGAUGGCAGUGCCUUUGUAACUAAGCGCAGGAAACGACCAAAACGAAACAAGCCUACAAAAUUGAUGUGUACUUUGUCUGUAUUGCAUCAUGCUACAAUGGAGAGUUUAACCAAACUUGUGAGUGAUGAAUCCAAUUCUAAUCAAUCUCCAAUUAAGCUCAGGGAUAGUUUAUCUGAUACUAAUAGUCCAUUUCCUAUAACUGUAAAAGCUCCAGACUAUGAACUCUAUGGGGACAAAUCUGAUGAUCAUAAAGUGAUGUAUGAAGACACAAUGUUAUCUUUGGCCUAUUUGUCGCCUUUUUCAAGUGAAAGUUGCAGUGUGUCACCUCCAAGGGCAUUGUCACCUGAAGAAAUGGAAAAAAUAGAUGAAACUAACAGUAACGGUGUGACUGAAAAGGGCAAUACCAGUGUUGAAUGUAAUGAGCAAAAGUUGACUAUGAUGGAUAUAUUGAGCCAAAUGCAUAAUCCUUUUGACAGUUUUGGAAACAAGUUAAAACCUGAUGAAAGUACUAAGCAUAAUAAAGUAGCUAUAGCCAAAACAACUACCCUGACAUUGCAGGAUAUUAAAAACCUGUGUCAAGAAAAACUUGUUUGUAAUACAGGCCCUUUAUUGCCAAGUUGUAGUAAUGCAAAUGAUUCAAUUAGUUUAGCAGACAUUGAUGACAAAGAAGAAAUACAAAAAUUGGAAGCGAAAUCUUCGAAUGUAAAACGUGAAAAUGCCAAAGAAACACCAAUUUCUGUUCUUGUGUCCAAUGAUGGUAAAAUUGCAACAGAAGACUGUCAAAAGGCCAUUGACAAUACCAGUGGUUGUUCCCGGUGGGUUGAUUCACCUCCUCCAGAUCUUGGGCCACCUGUGGGAUCCUCCACAGAACACGAGGACAAAUAUGAUGAUAUACCUCCUCAUUUGACUCCAAACCGUAACAAGUCCAUAAGCGAAUGCAGUGAAAUAAGCAAUAGUGAUGAACAAUUUAAAAAUCUGAACAGGACGUCUGACAGGUACAAUAGGAUACACCAAAUGCCACCAUUUUUGACUCCAUGUAGAUCACCGAGAACUUCCGUGUCACCUCAAGGUGAGUCCAAAAUUGCAGAGAAUUUUGUGAAGAGGUCUCAGCAGAUUGAGGAAAAGCUUAACCAGUCUGUGUGUUCUGAGAAUUCUUCCGAAUCGAUGAACGUUGUGCAUUGUAAGGACUUCAGUGACAUAAGUGAUGAAGAUGGUGAAAGGUCACAUGGUCAAGGUCACAUGCAGAGAAUCCUAAAGCUGGGUGCCGGUACAACGCAGUCAAUUAAUAAUUCUGAAAGUCUUUUCAGUUCUUAUUGUACUGAGUAUUCUACACAAGACUCAAAAGCGAUUGAUCGUGAAACGAAGCUUCGACAAAUAAAAGAAUUUGAAGAACAGAUGGCAAACAAAAAAGCAGACGAAAACAGGAACAAUAUAUUUGACAUUUUCAGUGUUGAAGCGGAAGGUAUUGAGAGAAACACAUCAAGGGAAAGUGAUUCUUUUAAGUACAGAAACAGUUUACAAUUGGAAGCUCAUUGCCAUAAAAAUGGCAUAUUUAUGAAUGCAGGUCAAGAGCAUUUGACAUCGCCACAAAGAAGUGAUCGCAGCUUCUCCAAAAAAUUGCGAGCUGUGGCUUCAAUUAAAAAUUCAUCAUUGACAUCCCUUGCGCCACCAGUGUCCUUUCCAUUACCAAAUUCAAAUCAGCGAAGUGUAAAUUCCUGUCUUCAGGGUCGAACUGAAAUUCCCAGAAGUGUGUUAUUUCAAAGGUCAUUGUCUCAACAUGAUGUUCCUUCUAGUCUCUAUUUCGGAAACCUGGAAAAUGGAUUUGCUGAAAACGUGCAUUUGAAAGAUUUUAAGACCAGGAAUGCUAGUAUGAAUAUGUUUCAGAGACUGCACGCUGAAACCAAACAUAGAUCUCAGCAGAGCUUUUUUGAAAAUAUUUCAAACGGAAUAAACAAUUUUUCCAAUCAAAUUGGCCAUACAAGUGUUAGUGGAUAUGGUGGAGAUUUGUUUGAGUCGUCUGUGGACUCAGUAUUGUCUUUUAAUAAACCCAGACCACAACUGCAGAGACCAUUAUCAGAGAAUUCACAAAGAUCAAAAUAUGGCAUUGUGCAUAAUUUGAAAAUGUGUGAUUCCAUUCGAAAAUGUGUCAAUAAUUUUGUACCAAGAGAGGACAAUGGUAUCAAUGGUCCUGUUCCAUUUGUUUCAUUUGGCAAAGGCCAUGAAAGGAACAAUCCAGAAUCAAUCAGAUUAGGUGAUAGUUCAAAAGAUGAUUCUUACCUAUCAAAUAACACCUCAAAUAGUUCUCUUUCAAAUUCCCAUAAAAGAGACAAAGGACCAAAUGAAAGCCAAGAUGGCGGAAGUGGUGAUCAUAGAUACAAAGAAUCAAUGGAGAUUGUUGAGCAGCCUGCUUUCCAUGUGAUCACCCCACUAAUCUGCCCUCCAUCCAGGGAGAGUGUUCAGAUAACCGCCACUGAGCAUGGACUACCUGUCCAUCAGCUGGUGCAUGCUUUCUAUGGGAACCACAGAGAUGUGCCGGAGAAACUGAGGGAGGGAGGUGGUCAUGUGAUCAAAGUCCCAUCCACUCUGGUAUCUGAACUAGAGGAAUUUGAGUCUGCUGAAACUUUUGUUACUGGUCUCAAGAACUGGCGCAUCAUUUUAUCAUCUGGUAGUCAGAUGUCAUCAUCACAGACUGGAUCAAGCGAUUUGCUGCAAAAACUUGACCAAGAGCCCUCUAUGAGGUAUGCUAUAACAGGUGACCAGUCUGUGAUCAUAACACCAUGUUUACUUCCUCCACUAGUGAAGAGUGUUCAACAGUGGUUAAAAGAGAAAACAAAGAGUGUGUCAGUGACAAAGACUGAAAACAAGAAACAAAUAUCUGAUGAUAAUUCUAAAUUAGCAUUAAAUGAAGAUAAACAAAAGAAAACUAAAGUUGAAAAUAAUGGAAAAUCAAAAUUGAGUGUUGGAAUAGAAAGGAAAAAUGGGAGCUAUAGAUUAAAUCUAUUUACUGGAAAGCGUGAAUGGACAAGUCAGUCGGAUUCGGAUAGUCCUCAUUCUAGUCAAGAAAGUGAGGUUAAAAAACUGAAGACAAAACAUUUUGCAGAAAAAGACAAUUCUGUGCCUACCAAACAUGACAAAGAGUAUGAUGAUGAAUUCACUGCAAUAAAAACUCAAGAUGAUUCCCAUACGGAGAGAGAAAGAAAGCUCUUGGAAGGAAAAGAAAGCCAAGAAGACAUUGCAGAUGAUGCUAGUCAAGAUUCUGGUGUGUUGCAUAGCACGCCUCUCCUCCGUCGACAGUCUACUGAGUUGUUUGACUCCGCUUGCACACCUAUCACAGCUGGGCUGGGAACCAAGCAAUCUCAGGGCAGUAACAAUGGUGCCGGUGCCCAGGAGUUUGUUACUCCAAAGCCUGGCAGGCGGAUGAGACGUAUGUCAACUAAUACUGAGACAACUUUAAGAAGAGCCUUGUUGUCUACCCAUGCUAAGAAGUUUGGUUCGCCCAGUCUGCACAGAGAAGACACGUCUCAGAUUGAGGGACCUUCUCUGAAGAACUCGUUUGGGUUCAGACACAGCCAGCAGUAUGUGCAGGACGCCAAGGCUCUCCAUGAGUUUCAAUAUCUGACCAUCAUGAGCGUAGAAAUCCAUGCUGAAACGAGAGGCGAUUUAAGACCUGAUCCUGAACACGAUCCUAUUCAGGCAAUAUUUUACUCCAUCUUCAAUGAUGUGCCUCCAGAGCAGGGCACCAGACAGGAAUCUGGUGUUUUCAUAGUUCACCCAGAAUCAGCCAAUCAGGAACAAGGAGACACCUGUUCAACAUCCAAUCAGAUGUCAGAUGACAAACCAGUGAGGUCACAUGGUGUGUCCCAGAAUGCCAAGGGGAAAGCCAAUGUUAAAAUUGAGGCAACAUUGCUAGAGAAGUCUGCUAUUCAUAACAUUGAUGUGAAAUAUGUGAAGGAUGAGAACGACCUUCUUCAGACAUUCAUUGAUUUUGUUCACAAGUGGGACCCAGACAUACUUGUGGGCUAUGAGAUACAGAUGCUGUCCUGGGGCUACCUGCUGCAGCGAGCUGCCACACUGAGCCUGAACCUCGCCAACUCCAUAUCACGUGUGCCCUCGGCCAAACAGUCGAGCCACCACUCGGCUGAGAAGGAUGAGUAUGGCGCAGACCACAUGUCCGAGAUUCACAUCGCUGGAAGAAUCGUACUCAACCUGUGGAGAGUGCUGAGGCAUGAGGUCACCCUGAAUAUCUACAGCUUUGAGAAUGUAGUCUUCCAUGUGCUUCAUCGACGCAUUCCCCUGUACUCGUUUAGGAGUCUGACAUCAUGGUUCAAACACCGCACACAUCUGCAUAGGUGGAAGGUUGUGGACCACUAUGCAACUCAAGUGAAGUGUAACCUACAACUGCUAGACCAGCUUGACGUGAUUGGUCGCACUAGUGAGUUUGCCCGCGUGUUUGGGAUCGAGUUUUACCACGUGUUGUCUAGAGGUUCACAGUACCGUGUGGAGUCCAUGAUGCUCCGUGUUGCUAAGCCCAUGAACUACAUCCCAGCCUCUCCCAGCGUGCUACAGCGUGCCCGUAUGAAGGCGCCGGAGUGCAUUCCCCUGACUUUGGAACCAGAAUCGAGAUUCUACACUGAUCCAGUGAUCAUCUUGGAUUUCCAAUCCCUGUAUCCCUCCAUCAUGAUUGCCUAUAACUACUGCUUCUCGACUUGCCUUGGACGCCUGAAGUGGUUUGACAAAGCUCAUGAAGGGCCUAUAGAGUUUGGUUGUACCUCCCUGAAGUUGGAGCCAUCUGUUAUCAAGAAACUCUCUGACAAGGUUUCAGUGUCUCCUAAUGGUGUGGUGUUCUGCUCACAGGACGUUAAACGUGGAGUCCUACCAAUAAUGGUGGAGGAAAUUCUCAACACUCGACUGAUGGUUAAAAAGGCCAUGGGAAGUUACAAGGAUGAUAAGACCCUGAGUCGGAUGCUCAAUGCCAGACAGCUCGGCCUGAAGUUGAUAGCGAAUGUCACCUAUGGCUACACAGCGGCCAACUUCUCAGGUCGCAUGCCUUGCAUCGAGGUCGGAGACAGCAUCGUACGCAAGGCCAGAGAGACCCUGGAACGGUCCAUCCGAUUGGUCGAGGAGACACCUAGGUGGGGGGCAAAGGUCGUGUACGGAGAUACCGACAGUAUGUUUAUUCUGCUGAAGGGAAAAAGCAAGGAUGAAGCGUUCAAGAUUGGUUAUGACAUUGCCAAAACAGUUACCAACAUGUUUCCCAAACCUAUCAAAUUGAAGUUUGAAAAGGUGUAUCUGCCAUGUGUGCUGCAAACCAAGAAACGCUAUGUGGGCUUCAUGUAUGAGACCCCAGAUCAGAAAGAACCUGUCUAUGAUGCCAAGGGAAUAGAAACCGUUCGUAGGGAUACAUGUUCAGCUGUGUCAAAGAUGCUGGAGCGCGCCAUCAAGAUCCUGUUCACAACCAAGGACGUGUCCCAGGUGAAGUCAUACGUACAACGGCAGUGCCAGAAGGUGAUGGAGGGCAGGGUGAGCCUGCAGGACUUUGUGUUUGCCAAGGAGUACCGCGGCAUGCCUGGCUACAAGCCUGGCGCCUGCGUGCCCGCACUCGAGAUAGCCAAGAAAAGCAUUCGUCAAGAUCGCAGGUCUGAGCCACGGGUGGGCGAGCGCGUGCCAUACGUGAUUGUGUACGGCAGCCCUGGACUGCCUCUGAUCCAGCUGGUGAGAAGCCCGUCGGAUCUACUGGCUGAUCCGUCACUGCGUCUCAAUGCCGUAUAUUACAUCACCAAGCAGAUUCUGCCACCUCUGGAUAGGUUCCUGUUUCUGUUGGGAGCGGAUGUUUUCUCAUGGUAUCAAGAAAUGCCUCAUUCUGCUGGGAAAGUUUCAAUCAUCAACACUGGUCAAGAACAGGCCAAAAAGGGCACUAUCUCCCAGUAUUUUGCUACAAGUAACUGCCCCAUCUGUGAUGGCCAGACGAAGCAAUCCAUCUGCAGGAACUGCUUGAACGACCCUCAAAUGGUGUGUGUGACGCUGAAUGAUCGCAUCAACAAAUGGGAGUGUGUCUACAGCAAUGUGAUGAAGGUUUGUGGAACAUGUACAGGGACAUCAGAACCUGGCACUGUGAACGCCUGUGUGUCCCUAGACUGCCCAAUCCUGUUCCGCAAGUCACGGGCUGCGGUUGACAUCAGUAGAGCCCAGGUGUACAGGGAUAUUCUAGCAAAUGUGUUCAUGUAACAUUUUGGCAUGGUUCAAAUGCUCACAUCAUAAGUUCCGGUGAAAUUUUAGACGUACUGGCAAACACGUUAGAUGUAUCACUCUCAUGGUGUGUUAAAGUAUGAAUUCCAAUCAUGUUUACAGAUGCAUACUGAUAUUGACAGAUAUUGACAGUGUGGUAUAAGUGUUUUAAAUAACUUUGAUCAUGAUGUCCGGUUGUUAAAUUGAACGGCAGUCAAGGCACAAGUGUACAGAGAUUUUCUGGCUGAUUUAUUUAAGUAUUUUUCUCAUGGUGUCCUGCUGAGAUUUCUGUCAUCCGGUUCUGGUUUUCGUCUUGUGAUGCUGCCUCUUCCAGUGGUUUUCUUUGUUUUCUUGCACACCUUUAACCCAUUUAUGCCUAGUGGACUCUCCCAUCCUUCUGAAUUUGAUCAAUUUGUUUCCAAAAAUAUGGAUGUCUAGUAUACUUAUUUCUAUAUUUAGAAUAUUUCUUACAGAAAUUCCUUUAAGCAAACAGGGGAGACCCAGAUGAGACGCCGCAUCAUGCGGCGUCUCAUCUGAGUCUAUGCUGUUUGCCAAGGCCUUUUUUCUAGAUGCUCGGCAUAAAAGGGUUAAAAUAAAAUUAAUGUUUGCUGUUAAAUUUACAUUUGUUGGAUUCAAACUGUAAAUUUCAUUUUAUUAUGUAUCACUUAGUAAUAAGAACUUAUCCCAUUUUAGACAAUCUUACAUUGCGUAUUAUCCAAUGUUACCCAAGUCCUUUUUCUCAAAAUGGUCAGAAAAAGGCUGAAUGCUGAAAUCACUGCUUGGCUUGGUAACAAGACCUCUUAUAUUUGCAUAUUUGACAUUCAAACAAAUCUGUUUUAAUAACCAAAGCUUCUCUUUGUUUUGUCAUUCAAAUUGAGUGGUGUUCAUAGGAAAGUAUUACUAUUGUAUGCUGAAAAUGUUUUCCUAGCUGGAGAUGCAAAUGUUACAUACAUUUGUAAAUAUAAUGUUGUAUAACACAGCUAUAUAAAGUGCUAUGUACGAAUGCAAAUUUCAGUGUCUGGUGAAACCUUACGGUUAUUAACAAUAUUAUAUUUACAGUGGAUAGUACAGUGGAUAGAUAAAAAUAUUUACAAAUGUAUGUUGUUUUUUUAUUUGAAACCUGCUGUUUGUGUAUUUGUUAAUUAUAACCCCACAAACGAAGUUUAGGGGGGUAUAUAGGAGUGAACUUGUCUGUCUGUCGGUCGGUCUGUCUGUCCGUAUUAAGUGUCCGCUUUUUCUAGGUCAAGUUUGAAUAUGGGUCAUGCCGGGUCAAAACUAGGUCACUGGGUAUCUUAGUGCGUUUUAAACCUCACCAUGUUGUUUGCUCUCUAAUUCAAGUAGUUUUCAUCCAAUCCUCACCAAACCUGGGCACAAGUUUUAUCUUAAUGAUCUCUAGGACAAGUUUGAACAUGGGCCUUUCUGUGCCUAAAACUAGGUCACGGGGUUACUUAGUGCGUUUUUUAACAUUCAGCAUGGUGUCCGCUCUCUAACUCAAGUAGAUUACAUCCGAUCUUCACCAAACUUGGUCAGAAGUUUUAUGGAGAUGAUCUUAAGGCCAAGUAAGAACAUGGGCCUUUCUGGGUGAAAAACUAGGUCAAGGGGUCACUUAGUGCGUUUUAAAAAUUGAGCAUGGUGUCCGCUGUUUUUUGUGAAGACGACAUGCAAAAUAUUAUGUGUCAAUGCGGCAUGUGGGGGUAUUCGUCACUUCAGUGACAAACUCUAGUUUCAUUAUAUCUGCUGUUCAUUUUUUAUAUUUAGCGAAUACAUUUAGUGUUUAGUAGGCAUGAAUCUAGAUCUCCUGGUUGAUCUCUUGAUUAAUGAUUUCAAUAAAGAAUUAUCUCUAUUUGGUUGUACUAAAUAAACGCUGUCAGAAACAUGUUGAUGGAUUGUCCUUUGGACCAUGUUCAGUGAUACAAAAUCAUUAAUAUUGGUCACAAGUUACUUCUGUAUUGAAAAAAUAUAAAUGGAUAAACAGGCACGGUGCCUAUACCAGGUGACUUUUACGGAUCUGUGUUGGGAGAAUAAAGCACGACCCAGUUAACAUUUGUAAGGAUCUCUUUUUAAAUAUUUCACCAUUUUUAAUGGGAUAAAGUGGAGAGCCCGCUCAUUCGUAAGAGUUUCCUAUAGGUAUCGUGAUCUUUUUAAACAAAUGAGUAUUUUUUUAGUGUAGUAAAGUGUAACCGCUAGUUUGAAUGGUUAGAAAAAUGUCGGAUCAGUGUGGGGACUUGAUAUUACAAACGCGCGGUUACACUUUACUGAAAAAAAUACUUAUUUGUUUAAAAAGAU